Messenger RNA from Fulvia fulva, 2106 nucleotides. RefSeq names its product Sterol O-acyltransferase 2. The transcript has a single exon. Gene Ontology annotation, biological process: ergosterol metabolic process. Lineage: Eukaryota; Fungi; Ascomycota; Dothideomycetes; Mycosphaerellales; Mycosphaerellaceae. Bases 1 to 2106 code for a protein of 701 amino acids. Gene Ontology annotation, molecular function: ergosterol O-acyltransferase activity. Gene Ontology annotation, cellular component: endoplasmic reticulum membrane. The record is from RefSeq and is a predicted model, not a curated record.
AUGGCCGACCCUGAUCCACCAGCUUCUCGCCGUCCACCUGCUGUGAAAGAGACACUGCAUGCACAAACAGCGACGGCAACAGUCACUGAAGAUGGCAUCACAACAGAUGGCAAGCUCGGCACCAGCGAACGGCCCUCGUCAGCACGACCGACCAACACACCAGGAUCCGCGCAUGAGACCACGCUCGGAUCCUCGGGAGUCACCAUUGCCGCCAUAUCAGACGACUCCGAUGAGUCCGUCGAGGACUACGACAAGCUGGAGAUCGAUCCAGAUACUCUCAUCCUCAACACACGAAAGAGCUUGGACAGCAGCUAUCGACCCUCCGCCAUGGACUCCGAAACCAAAGCAGGUGCCGCGCGGAAAAGCUCCUUGUCACUCGAUACGGCCGCGUCAGCGAAGAGGAAUAGCAUACAAGUCAAGUUGGCGAGAACAGACAGGAAGGGCCGCUACAUCCUCACAGCCGAUGAUCCGGAGAUCAAGGCGAUACUGCGCAAAGGCAUCGAGAGGGAAGAGGCAGAAGCAAAGGGCAAGAAGCCACGGAAUCGAUUUCGAGACCUCAUCUUCACCAGACAGUUCACCACCUUCGAUCGGCAGAACCCAGCGAGCGCCGACAGUCCAUUCUUCGGCUUCUUCACACUCUUCUGGCUAUGCAUGGCCUUGAUCUUCUUCCAGGUUGCGCUUCGGAACUGGCGAGACUAUGGCAGCAUCUUCGGCUACAAUCAAGUGAUGAAGCUGAUGUUUAGUCGGGACGUGAUAGUGCUGGGUUUGACGGACGGAGUCAUGUGUGCAGCAUGCUUCGAAGGCGUGCUGCUCCAGAAGCUGGUGCAGAAGGGCUACAUCAAUUGGGCGAAGAGUGGGUGGAUCCUUCAGAACCUAUGGCAGAGUGCGUACCUUGGAGGUAUCAUUGGAUGGGCAUACUUCCGCGAGUGGCCAUGGACGCAUACCAUCUUCGUGACUCUACACGGUCUGGUCUUCCUGAUGAAGCAGCACAGUUAUGCCUUCUACAAUGGCUACCUCUCCAGUGUCGCUCGGCGAAAGGCGUUGCUUGAGGAGAAGCUGCAAGCUUUGGAAGCCAUGGAGCCCGUACAAUCUCCGUUAAGCAGUCCCAACGCUACUAACAUCGGUGAUCCGUUCGCAACGGGCACAGACUUGAACGGGCCUGCGGCAAGACCUACCCAACGACGACGUCCAUCUAUGGGUCCACGCACAAGCACGAAUCUGCAGACUGAGAAGUCGGACGUAGCGAACGUGGCUGCAGCAAUCGAGCUGGGGUCAAUCGAUGGGGACCAGAUGAUCACCUUCGCAUCUGUAUUCCGACACGAGAUCGAUGAGCUCAACAAAGAACUACAAGGCGAAAGCGAAGGCGGCCAGAAAACAUACCCCAAUAACCUCACGAUCACAAACAUGGCCGAAUACGUCUGCCUGCCAACCCUCGUCUACGAACUCGACUACCCCCGCCAAGAAAAGACAAACUGGUGGUACGUCGCCGAGAAAACCAUCGCCACCUUCGGCGUCCUCUGCGUAAUGCAAGUCGUCUCACAAGGCUACAUCUACCCACUCGUUGCCAAAACAAACCAGAUGAAGGAAUCCGGCAUGACCCUCGAACAACGCUGGCAGGAAUUCCCCUUCAUCGUCUCCGAUAUGCUCUUCCCCAUGCUCAUCGAGCAACUCCUCACCUGGUACCUCAUCUGGGAAUGCAUCCUCAACGUCCUCGCUGAAGUGACCCGUUUUGCGGACCGCGGCUUCUACGGCGACUGGUGGAACUCCGUCACCUGGGAUCAGUACGCCCGCGACUGGAAUCGGCCCGUCCAUAAUUUCCUCCUACGACACGUCUACCACAGCAGUAUCAGCUCGUUCCAUAUGAGCAAGGUGGGCGCAACCUUCGUAACUUUUCUACUCAGCGCGCUGGUGCAUGAGAUGUGCAUGGCGCUCAUCUUCAAGAAGAUUCGGGGGUAUUUGUUCUGGAUGCAGCUACUGCAGAUGCCGCUGGUGGCGUUCAGCAGGAGUAAGCUCAUGAAGGGGAAGGCGAUUCUGGGGAAUACGAUUUUCUGGCUGGGAUUGUUUAUUGGGCCCGCGAUGCUGACGAGUUUGUAUCUGGUUGUAUGA